Nothobranchius furzeri (turquoise killifish) is the source of this 1310-nucleotide messenger RNA. RefSeq names its product src kinase associated phosphoprotein 2 (gene skap2). Gene Ontology annotation, cellular component: plasma membrane; cytoplasm. Gene Ontology annotation, molecular function: protein binding. Lineage: Eukaryota; Metazoa; Chordata; Actinopteri; Cyprinodontiformes; Nothobranchiidae. The record is from RefSeq and is a predicted model, not a curated record.
CUGUGUGAGGGGGGACGGCAGGUGAGGAACUGAGGUCAUUCAUAUGACAAACAAGCUUCCUUCCGUGUGGCUGAAAGAGAACCGCUGCUGCUGCUUCCGGGUCUGGAGACGUUUGUGUCGCCGGAUGCCCCUUCACUUCGCUUCAGGUCUGUUUAUAACGUCGUGUGACCAGCAAUGCGUCCGAUUCCUGAGGAAUUAACGAGUCUCAUCUCAGAUUUGGAACAUUUCAUCUCAGAUGGGUUGAAGGGAGAAACUCUAAGCAAGAAGGCAAAGGAGAAGAGGGAAAGCUUCAUUAAACGAAUCAAAGAGGUCAAACUGAGUUACCCCCAAGAGUUCGAGGACAAAGGUGGAGACGACUCCGAGGAUGAGGAUGAUGCUGACAGCAACAACGAUGGGGCGUCGCUGCAGUCUGAGCGCACAGACAAAGAUGAAGAAGCUUAUGAAGGUGCUCAGCAGUUCCCACCUGUCGCAGCUCAGGACUUAACGUGUGUCAUUAAAGGGUUUCUGGAGAAACGCAGAAAAGAUCACAGCUUCUUUGGCACGGAGUGGCAGAAGAGAUGGUGUGCUCUGAGCCAUCACACCUUCUACUAUUACGGCAGCGAGAAAGACAAGCAGCAGAAGGGUGAGUUCAGCAUCGAUGGCUACACCGUCAAAAUCAACAACACGUUGAGGAAAGAUGCGAAGAAAGACUGCUGCUUUGAAAUUUCAGCUCCAGACAAGCGAGUCUAUCAGUUCUGUGCGUCAUCGGUGAAAGACGCAGAGGAAUGGGUCAGACAGAUCGACUUUGUGUUGAAAGAUAUGUCAGGAAUCAUCCCAGAGGAGGAUGAGGAGCAAUUCAUGUAUGACGAUGUUGGGAAUGUUGGAAGUUUUGCAGAACCCGAUGAAAUCUAUGAAGAACUGCCAGAGGAGGAAGGACCUGCUCCAGCAAAACCUCCCCCAAAAGUCGACCCUGUGAGCAAACCCGCUGCUGCUGCUGCUGUGGCAGUUGACAGGAGCACAGACUAUCCCAACUACUACCAGGGCUUAUGGGACUGUGUCGGAGACUGCCCUGAUGAGCUGACCUUCAAACGUGGAGAGGUCAUCUACAUCCUGAGUAAGGAGUAUAACACCUUCGGUUGGUGGGUUGGAGAGAAGAAUGGAUCUGUGGGGAUCGUUCCCAGAGAGUACCUGAUGGAGCUUUAUGCUGUGUGAAGAUGAGACCUGAUGGAGCUUUAUGCUGUGUCAAGAUGAGACCUGAUACAAGUUUGACGUUUCAAGAAAAUCAAAAUGUGCCCAAUGCAUUUUACCUGCCCCCCCCCCCCCCCCCCCCC